This is a messenger RNA of Purpureocillium lilacinum, 3189 nucleotides long. RefSeq lists its product as uncharacterized. The record is from RefSeq and is a predicted model, not a curated record. NCBI's taxonomy places the organism in Eukaryota, Fungi, Ascomycota, Sordariomycetes, Hypocreales, Ophiocordycipitaceae. Gene Ontology annotation, cellular component: cytosol. Gene Ontology annotation, molecular function: NADPH-hemoprotein reductase activity; iron ion binding; flavin adenine dinucleotide binding.
AUGGCUGAGGCUGUGCCUAUCCCCGAGCCCCCGGGUUUGCCGUUGAUCGGCAACCUUGCAGAGUUCACUACGAGCCCGCUGAAGGAUAUUCUGCGGCUCGCAGAUACAUAUGGCGACAUCUUUCGACUCUACCUUGGCACCCGGCCAGUCGUUUUUGCCAGCACUAAUGAGCUCGUCAACGAGCUCUGCGACGAGAAGCGAUUCCACAAGUCUCUGGGUUCCGCGCUCAGGAUUGUACGUGAAGGUGUUCACGAUGGCCUUUUCACUGCCUACGAUGAAGAGCCCAACUGGGAUAGGGCCCAUCGCAUACUCAUCCCCGCGUUCGGCCCCUUAUCCAUCCGUGGCAUGUUCGAUGAGAUGCAUGAUAUUGCGACGCAACUUGCCAUGAAGUUUGCGCGCCAUGGCCCCCAAGCUCCUAUCGCCGUCUCUGACGACUUCACACGCAUGGCGCUCGACACAUUGGCGCUGUGUGCGAUGGACUUCCGCUUCAACUCCUAUUACCACGAAGAGAUGCACCCAUUCAUCAAGGCUAUGGGUGAUUUCUUGACCGAGUGCAGCCGUCGCAGCAAGCGUCCUUCGUUUGCGCCAAACUUCCUCUACCGUGCCGCAAACGAAAAGUUCUACAACGACAUUGCAAUUAUGAGACAGACCGCAGACGAGGUCGUUGAAGCACGCAAGAAGAAUCCGACCGACCGAAAGGACCUUCUCAACGCCAUGCUUAACGGCGCCGACCCCAAGACGGGUGAGAAGCUGAGUGAUGCAAACAUCACGGACCAGCUCAUCACGUUUCUCAUCGCUGGCCAUGAGACUACAUCGGGAAUGAUGUCCUUCGCCUUCUACUAUCUCCUCAAGAACCCAAGCGCCUACCGCAAGGUGCAGCAAGAGGUUGAUGAGGUUAUUGGCCGGGGAAAGGUGACGGUUGAUCACGUCACAAAGCUCCCAUACCUUGCGGCGGUCUUGAGGGAAACCCUGCGCAUUAGCUCGACCAUUCCUGGCUUCACCGUCGAGCCAUAUGAAGACACUUUGCUCGCGGGCAAGUAUUUUGUGCGCAAAGGCGAGCCAAUCACGGCGCUUCUUGCGCGAGCUCACCUGGACCCCGUGGUCUAUGGUGAGGACGCCCGCGAGUUCAGGCCUGAGCGCAUGUCGGAUGACAGCUUCGCCCAGCUCAACAAGGAGUUCCCCAACUGCUGGAAGCCCUUUGGCAACGGCAAGCGGGGCUGCAUUGGACGCCCAUUUGCAUGGCAAGAGGCCAUGCUCGCGCUAGCUAUGCUCUUCCAGAACUUCAACUUUACCUUGGACGACCCCAACUACAACCUCCAGAUCCAGGAGACAAUGACCAUCAAGCCCAAGGACUUCUACAUGAAAGCGAGCCUCAGGCACGGCAUGACCCCUACGGAAUUGGAACAGCAUCUUGCCGGCAAGCUUUCUUCGGAGCACUAUCACGCCAUGUCGAGGAAGACGUCUUCCAACAUUUCGGCUUCGGCUGGCAAGCCGCUUGCCGUAUUUUAUGGCUCUAACAGUGGCACUUGCGAGGCUCUGGCCCAAAGGAUCGCUGCCGAUGCGCCCCGGCACGGCUUCAGGGCCUCGACGGUCGCGCCACUGGACGAUGCUAACCAGAAGAUUCCAAAGGACCGCCCCGUCGUUAUCGUUACGGCGUCCUACGAGGGCCAGCCCCCAUCUAAUGCGGCGCUGUUUGUUGCCUGGAUGGAAAGCCUCAAGGGCAAGGAGAUGGAGAACGUGUCCUACGCCGUCUUUGGUUGUGGGCAUCGCGACUGGGUCCAGACCUUCCACCGCAUUCCCAAACUCGUGGAUUCGAAGCUCGGCGAGCUCGGCGGCCAACGCAUUGUGCCCUUGGCCACCACGGACGCGGCAGAGCGAGAUAUGUUCAGUGACUUCGAGGCUUGGGAAGAUGAGUCGCUGUGGCCGGCCUUGCAAAAGAUGUACGGCACCGAAGACAGCGGCGAUAGCAACGGCGACGGCAUCAACGUGGAAGUUUCGCUUCCUCGCAAGUCGACGCUGCGUCAGGAUGUUGAGGAGGCGCUUGUUGUCUCGAGCAAGACCCUCACGGACAGUGGCUCCGUGAAGAAACACAUCGAGAUCCAGCUCCCCACGGGUAUGACAUACCGGGCCGGCGAUUACCUGGCAGUUUUGCCAUUCAACCCAAAGAAGACCGUCUCGCGCGUCUUCCGGCGGUUCAAGCUCUCUUGGGAUGCCACGCUCAAGAUCAGCUCAGACCGGCCAACAACUCUGCCAACGGACACUGCCAUUUCUGCGGCUGACGUACUCGCUGCGUAUGUUGAGCUGAGCCAGCCGGCAACAAAGAGAAACAUCCAGGCUCUGGCAGACGCCACGCAAGAUCAGGCUGUCGUCCAAAAGCUGCAAAAGCUGGCGGGCGAAGACUACCACGAGAACAUCACUGUCAAGCGGAUAUCGAUCCUUGACCUGUUGGAACAAUUUCCUACCAUUGCCUUGCCGUUUGGCUCGUAUCUGGGCAUGCUGCCGCCUAUGCGUGUUCGCCAAUACUCUAUUUCCUCGUCGCCGCUCGCAGAUCCCGCCAAGGUCACGCUCACGUAUUCGGUUCUGGAGCAGCCGGCGUUAUCGGGUCAAGGGGCACACGUUGGAGUCGCGACUAACUUCCUCGCCGGCCUCGUGCCAGGAGAGCGUCUCCACGUCGCGGUGCGGCCGUCCAAGUCGUUCCACCUACCGAGCGAUGCGGAGAACACGCCCAUCGUGUGUGUUGCGGCUGGGUCUGGCAUGGCACCCUUCCGCGGGUUCAUGCAGGAGAGAGCGGCUAUGAUCGGUGCUGGACGCAAGGUGGCUCCGGCUCUCUUGUUUUUUGGCUGCCGAAAUCCCGACAAAGACGACUUAUACGCCGACGAACUUGCUCGAUGGGAGGAGCUCGGCGCAGUUGAGGUCAGGCGGGCAUACUCACGCGUCCCGGAGAAGUCGUUCGGCUGCAAGUAUGUGCAGCAUCGCCUGUCGCACGACCGUGAAGAGGUCUAUAAGCUGUGGGACCGCGGGGCCAAGAUCUACGUUUGCGGCAGUCGCGACGUGGGCAAGGCAGUGGAAGCGGUCUGCAUCGACAUGGUGCAGGAGAGCGGCAGCUCCAAGGACGUAACCGAGGACAAGGCCAAGGCCUGGUUUGAGAAGCAACGCAACGAGCGAUACGUCACCGACGUCUUUGAUUGA